AGCGGCGGCGGCGGCGCUGGUGCGGGCGAGUUCGGCGGGUGCAGGUCCCGGCCUGCGCCUGCGGAGGGUCGAAGCGGGCGGCGCUCGCGACAGGCUGCGCUCCGCGAUGGUGGGCGUCCCUGGAGCGGCCGCCUUCCAGCAGAUUUGUGGAUGUGUGGGCUGACACCACCUGCAGCAAUCAUAGCCUUGAUCAGAGAGUCCAGUUCUUCAUCUCCACAAAUAGCAAGUUGCAAGUAAUGAGGGUUGGUUGUGAGAAAAGGGUGCCAGCAAUGCCUGGAUCGCCUGUGGAAGUGAAGAUACAGUCAAGAUCCUCACCUCCUGUCAUGCCACCCCUCCCACCAAUAAAUCCUGGAGGACCAAGGCCAGUGUCCUUUACUCCUACAGCAUUAAGCAAUGGCAUCAACCAUUCCCCCCCUACCCUGAAUGGUGCCCCAUCGCCACCACAGAGAUUCAGCAAUGGGCCUGCCUCCUCCACAUCAUCAGCACUAACAAAUCAACAGUUGCCAGCUACUUGUGGUGCUCGGCAACUCAGCAAGUUGAAACGCUUUCUUACUACUCUGCAACAGUUUGGCAAUGACAUCUCACCUGAGAUCGGCGAGAAGGUUCGGACUCUUGUUCUCGCCUUGGUGAACUCAACAGUGACAAUAGAAGAAUUCCAUUGCAAGCUCCAGGAGGCUACAAACUUUCCUCUUCGCCCAUUUGUGAUUCCGUUUCUCAAGGCCAACCUGCCCCUGCUGCAGCGAGAACUGCUGCACUGUGCCCGGGCUGCAAAGCAGACCCCAUCCCAGUACCUGGCCCAGCAUGAGCACCUUCUGCUCAACACCAGUAUCGCAUCUCCUGCUGACUCUUCUGAACUGCUUAUGGAGGUUCAUGGAAAUGGAAAGAGGCCCAGUCCGGAAAGGAGGGACGAGAAUAAUUUUGAAAGAGAUAUAGUUCCUUCUGAACCGCCUGCCAAGAGAGUGUGCACUAUCAGCCCUGCUCCUCGGCACAGUCCUGCCCUCACUGUUCCCCUUAUGAAUCCUGGGGCCCAGUUCCACCCUACUCCACCACCUCUUCAGCACUAUACACUAGAAGACAUUGCAACUUCUCACCUGUAUCGGGAACCGAACAAGAUGCUAGAACACCGAGAAGUUCGUGAGAGGCAUCACAAUCUUAGUCUCAAUGGAGGCUAUCAAGAUGAGUUGGUAGACCAUCGUUUGACAGAAAGGGAGUGGGCUGAUGAAUGGAAACAUCUUGACCAUGCCCUGAAUUGCAUUAUGGAAAUGGUAGAGAAAACGAGGCGCUCCAUGGCAGUUCUGAGGCGCUGUCAGGAGUCUGAUCGUGAAGAACUCAACUAUUGGAAAAGGAGAUUUAAUGAAAAUACAGAGUUGAGGAAAACUGGGACUGAGUUGGUCUCUAGGCAGCACAGCCCCGGGAGUACAGAUUCUCUCAGCAACGAUUCUCAGCGGGAAUUCACCAGUAGGCCAGCAACUGGAUAUGUGCCUGUGGAGUUUUGGAAGAAAACAGAAGAAGCUGUGAAUAAGGUGAAAAUUCAGGCCAUGUCAGAGGUACAGAAGGCUGUAGCUGAAGCAGAGCAAAAAGCCUUUGAAGUGAUCGCCACUGAGAGAGCACGAAUGGAGCAGACUAUAGCAGAUGUCAAACGGCAGGCUGCGGAAGACGCUUUCCUGGUCAUCAAUGAACAAGAGGAGUCCACAGAGAACUGCUGGAACUGUGGCCGAAAAGCUAGUGAGACGUGCAGUGGCUGCAAUAUUGCUCGCUACUGUGGUUCCUUCUGCCAGCAUAAGGACUGGGAGCGGCACCACCGCCUCUGUGGCCAGAGUCUACAUGGCCACAGUCCCCACAGCCAGAGCCGGCCACUGCUCCCUGGAGGGCGGGGCUCAGCCAGGUCUGCUGACUGCAGUGUGCCCAGCCCAGCCCUGGACAAGACCUCAGCUACCACCUCACGGUCCUCAACACCUGCCUCUGUGACAGCCAUUGAUGCCAAUGGGCUCUGAGCUACAGACCCCACCUGCCCUGAUGACCCCGCCACAUGGCAGAAUGCUUGCACCAGCGAGCUGGCUAUUAGAACAAAUAGCUGUUGGGUUAUCAGCAAGAAAUGAAGUGGCAUGAAGCAUCCAGGAGGCACUCCACAGCUCCUCUGGGAAUUUGCCACGUGUCCUUGGAAGAACUAAUGUAUCAUUCUCUGCACACAGGAAGUAGCUUGAGCUGCCUCCUCCAUGGCUUUCCUGAGGUUUCUUUUCCAGCUAAAGCUGGCAUAACCAGCCCCUUCUCAGUGUAUACACCAGCUCCCUCCUACUCCUUGCAUCAGCAGAUUGUCAGUAGUGUCCCAGCAGGCACCAGUGUCCCACACUGUCCAUAGUAGAGGCCUGGAGACUGGUAGCAGGCUUAGGAGGAGGCCCUUCCUUCCCCUGCCUUCAAACAAUUCCUUGAGCCCCAUUUCCACCUUCAGGUGAUACUGAUUGGCCUAAAAGAGACUUGGGUAGCACAAAAGCAGUACUCAGAACUCCUUUCUGAACCACUCAGAGCUGUUAAGAUGCUCAGAAAUUCAAGAAAGAAGUCACUAUUUCAGUAAAAUCUCUAGUAAUGAUAAAAAAUUAAAUUAGUCUUCCCAAGCAUCAUGGAUCAUUUUGGACAAGAUUUUCCAACCUGGCUGUCUUCGUUAGUUUGGAACCCACCCUCCAACUUCAGUGUUUCUCUUGAUUUUGCUUGUGCAAAAAAUAAUCUCCAUCGCAUGGAUUGGUCUGAGAGAGGAUGAAACCAUUGUGCUAGUCUUUUCUCUGAGCAUGCUGGCCAAACUAAAAUAUUCAGUGGAUCACCUUGGAAAUGCAAAACCCUCUGCCACUACUUGACUGUUUAAAACAGUCACCUUGUUCUAUGUGUCCUUUGCUCUCUGGGACUGUGCAUGUCUGGAUCCUUGGGGGUGUCUCUUGUGAGUAGGUUCUGUUUGGCACCUAAGCAGUGCUCCUGACCCUGAUGGGAUUAUUCACACCUGGUUUUGACACCACCUCAUAGGUUCAUUAUCAGGUGGACAUUUUUGGCAUCCUUUUUCCGUGCUGUGUCUGAUAGUGUCCCUCACAGCUCAGAGUUUGUGAAGAAUGGGAACCAUUUUUUGAAGAGUCCGACCUGUUUUUCUUCCCAUCUUCAGGAACUUUUCCAAUUACCUGAUUCUCCAAAUAGAAUUUGGAGACAUUGAUCUAUUAGUCAUUACUGGAACCCGCAGAUCAGGCUAAGUACUAUUCACAUUUUUCCUCUGCCAUCUGAAGCUUGUUAGUUGCCAGCACCUUGCCUCGGCCACUCAGUACACUCCAGCAUCUUUUUGCCCUGUGCAGUCAAUUGGGAUAAGUCAUUGCCUUUGAUCCUAUUGACUUUUGGAAGCUGUGGUCACUUUUUGUACAAUGACCAAGUCUGAAUACUAGCCCUUGCCCCAUAAAAGUAUGGAUGUAUUGUCCUUGCACACAGUUAAGGCUGAUUUAAAGAUACUGAGUCCCCAUCUUGCUGGAACAAGGGUAUUCAGACUUAGAAACUUAGACCUUUAAAAUCAUGUUAUUUUAGCAUAGAAUACCUAAGACCCACUGCUUCCCAGACAGCCUAGUGCAGCCUGGCCUCCCUGGUCCCAUCCAUCAGUCUAGUAUCCCAGCCACUGGGGACAACUUUGUUUUACUAGAUAGAGUACCAGACAGCACUUGUCCAUACUCAGACACAAAACUGUCAAGAGAAGAUCACGGGGCUUCUGUGAAUCUGAGAAUGUCUCCUGGUGUACCCUGGAUCAGUUAAUUCAUUAGUAAAUUGGAUGAACACCUUUUAAGUGUUAAACUGUUUGCCACAGGACUACUCCACAUAGUUGGAAUAAAGAUCUACAACCAGUACACCGCCACUUACCAGUUGGAGAUCAGUCUGUACAGCAAAGGUUUGGGAUACAACAUCUAGCCUACCUCUGUGGGCCACAUGGUUGGCCUGACAGAUUCUGAGUUUCUAUAGUGCUGUUGGGGACUAAGUAGUCCAAGUGGCUUCUGUGUCCUGUCUGGGUUUGUCUACAGACCCGGACAGUACUUUACACUAUAUAGUUCAAUUCUCAGACUUGCCACUGUCUUGCCUCUAGUCAGCAUCACUCUUAAAUGACAUCUGCUUAGGACUUGCUUUUCAGAUUGAAGGAGUUCCUUUCUGCAGUUCUCCAAUUCCUCCCUAGGCAGGAGCAGCAGCAGCAUCUGGGGUAAGAGCUGGAGUUACAAGUGAGUCCUGGCUCCCCACUUGAUUUCUAGUCUGCUUAUAUGACCCACUACGAGGCUGGGAGUGAGCAUAAAGUUUCAGGUGCUCAGAAGUCUGACCUCUGCAGUAACUAUUUGGGGAACAAACGUGGUCAAGGCUUGGUCACCCUGUACCAAGUUAAGGAUAAAAGUGCAAGAAGUAGACAACAAAAGUAGCCAGAAUGGGAGUCAUGUAUCAUUUCUCACUCCAUCCAGCAAAUGGUAAAGACUUGUUGAAGCUAGGUUGGGACAUGGCUUAUUUGGUAGCCUGGAUUUAAUUCCCAGUGUGACAUAAACCAGCCAUGGUGGUGCAUACCUGUAAUCCUAAUACUUAGGAGGUGGACUCAGGGGGACCAGAAGUUUAAGAUUAUCCACAGCUGCUUAGUAAGUUUGAGGCCAACCUGAGUUACAUGAGACCUAUCCCACAGAAACGCAUUGAAAGACCCUGCAGCUCCUUCAGAUUGGCUCAUGCAGGGAGGUGGUGGUGAGGGCACAGGGUGAAUGGCUUUUUCCUGAGGUACUAAGUUACGUGCUGCCACAGAUCUGAGUGGAACAACCUGUCUGCCCCCGUGAGGUCUAUCCAGGCAUUGGCUGCCAGUCUUCUGUAAUGUGGAUUCCUUUACCCAUUUGAUCCCCAGGAAGUGCUUCAAAUCUUGAUGUCAACUUUACCAUCUUUAGCUCCCAAAGCAGAAGUGUACAUUUUACUCAUAUUCUCGUCACCUCAUAGAGAGUGAAGACAUUUUUUCUGAGUGGUUCUGUGUUAGUGGUUCUCCCUGGAGCAUAAGGAAUGAGCAGAUGGCCUUCGUUCUGGAAACUGCAGACAGGAUUGUGGGUUGAAUAAACCUUUACAAAUAGGACACAUCUUGGAGGCUUACUUCAGAACUGGACUGGAACCAAGGUUUCCAGGCUCCUGGCUCAGGAGAUUAAGCCAGUGUGCUUUGAUGAAUGUUAGCUAUUUGCAGAGAACUGGGUGGUGGCAUGUUUGAACCAAAUGUGAGAAAAGCCAGAAGGAACUGAGCUGGCCAUUGUGGGCCAGAUGGCCAGCUGUGGAAAACCCUUGAUCCAGCAGCUGCUUAGCAGAUCCUGGCCACUCAAGUAUAUUCUUUUAAAGCCAAAAUGCUGACUACCUGCUGCUGCCUCAUGUUGACACCCAUUUCCUUCCAAAGAUGAUGGAGCAAGUGUGAGCCAGGAGGCGGCGGGGAUGGUGGGUGACAAUUCACUCUACUAUCUUUCCUUCCACAGCCCAAGAGGUGGGACUUCCCACUCAGACCCCAUCUUGUCAGGCCUCCAGCUGCCCAGUGUAAACUGUCAAUGCUUAUACCAAAAAGGGCAUGUGCAGCUGGUGUCUGUCAGGGACAGCCCAGUCCCUGCCUUGUAGUUCCCAGGAAGAAGCACUAAUUCAGUGAAUGGUUAAAGGGCUGUUUGAUAGAAGGCCUUCAUUCCACUCCUGUGGCUUUCCAAGUUCCUGAUGAGACUACAAAGGCUCCAUCCAUACAGAAAACCAAUAAUGUAAAUAAAAGCCACUCCUGCAAGCAUGGUUUGCAGAGGCGGGUGAUGAAUGUGAAGCCACCCGCGGGAUGCAUUUGAGUCUGGUUUUUCUGUGCUUUGUCAUUUGACUCAAUAGGAACUUUUGUUACUUAACUCUGUGCAUAACUUAUUUAAUGUACUGUAUAAAUGAACCAAAACUGUUAAAUAUGUAUUUAGUUUGUUCUACUUAAAGUAGUUAAUAAAAAUGCUAUAUUCCUUUUCUGACUCAAACUGGACUAGGCCUGGGGAAGAUUGUACAGUGGUAAAGUGCAAAUGCCGAAUGGCCUGCUGCAGGCUUCAGUAUUGUCAGGCACCAUAUUUAGACACUCACUCUUGCCUCCCCCACCCCAGGUCUUUGGUUGAAGGGGCAACGGGGCUCUAAGCAUUCCUGCUAUGGCCAGAAGAUCAUGGGAUGAGGAGUAGGGCCAGGAAGGAGGUGGACUGCUAAGGAGAAAGGUUUU
Molecule: messenger RNA, 6232 nt
Organism: Arvicanthis niloticus (Nile rat)
Lineage: Eukaryota; Metazoa; Chordata; Mammalia; Rodentia; Muridae
Gene: Cbfa2t2
Product: CBFA2/RUNX1 partner transcriptional co-repressor 2
Biological process (GO): DNA-templated transcription; negative regulation of DNA-templated transcription
Cellular component (GO): nucleus
Molecular function (GO): transcription corepressor activity
Source: RefSeq, a predicted model, not a curated record